Messenger RNA from Maniola jurtina (meadow brown), 2747 nucleotides. Its product is annotated as GMP reductase 1-like. Gene Ontology annotation, molecular function: GMP reductase activity. Gene Ontology annotation, biological process: nucleotide metabolic process. The coding region runs from base 111 to 1151 and encodes 346 amino acids. The record is from RefSeq and is a predicted model, not a curated record. NCBI's taxonomy places the organism in Eukaryota, Metazoa, Arthropoda, Insecta, Lepidoptera, Nymphalidae. The transcript has 8 exons. Gene Ontology annotation, cellular component: GMP reductase complex.
GGCAACAUUUGAAAACCCGCGCAGUCCAGUCGAUACCGCGCGCGGGAAGACCUGUCGUCCAUUGUGAAAAUAUUUUUUUAAAUUUCCGCGAGCAAUAGUGUUUGUACAUAAUGCCUAAUAUCAUUAACGAGGUUAAACUAGACUUUAAGGAUGUGUUGCUGAGGCCCAAAAGAAGCACCCUGAAAAGCAGGAACGAUGUGGAUCUAUUCCGAGAAAUUACAUUCCGCAAUUCCGGGCAGACGUACCGGGGAGUCCCCGUCAUGGCGAGCAACAUGGACACCGUCGGGACUUUCGAAAUGGCCAAAGAGCUGUCUAAGCACGGGUUAUUCACAUGCAUACACAAGUACUACAGUAUAGAAGAUUGGAAGAAGUUUGCAGAAGAGAAUCCUGCUUGUUUAGAACAAAUGGCCGCCAGUUCAGGCACCGGCGAGGCAGACUUCGACCGUCUGUCCGAAAUCCUCAACAGCGUCAAAGACCUCAAGUUCAUCUGCCUCGACGUCGCCAACGGCUACUCUCAACACUUCGUUGAGUAUCUUAGGAAAGUACGGGCUGCAUUCCCUUCACAUACCAUUAUUGCUGGUAAUGUGGUGACAGGAGAAAUGGUAGAAGAAUUAAUAUUAUCAGGAGCUGACAUUAUUAAGGUGGGAAUAGGUCCAGGGUCGGUCUGCACGACGAGAAUUAAGACUGGUGUGGGGUAUCCACAACUGUCAGCCGUCAUUGAAUGUGCUGAUGCUGCGCAUGGGUUGAAGGGGCAUAUUAUUUCGGAUGGUGGCUGCACAUGUCCUGGAGACGUAGCCAAGGCUUUCGGCGCCGGCGCAGACUUCGUGAUGGCCGGGGGCAUGUUUGCGGGUCACGACCAGUGCGGCGGCGAGGUGGUCACCAAGCCAGAUGGCAAGAAGGUCAAGCUGUUUUAUGGCAUGUCUUCUUCCACGGCCAUGAUGAAGCAUUCGGGCAAAGUCGCGGAUUAUAGGUCUUCUGAAGGUAAAACAGUAGAAGUAGCCUACAAGGGUGACGUGGACGCGACAGUCAAGGACAUCCUCGGCGGCCUCAGGUCGGCGUGCACGUACGUCGGCGCGGCGCGGCUGCGGGAACUGCCGCGGAGGGCCACCUUCAUCAGAUGCUGUAGACAAGUCAACGAUGUGUUCUCGUAAGCUGGGAGCUGUAGGACUUUGGGCACAAUGAGGUGUUGAGGAAUAAUGCUGCAGACAUACUUAUAAACGCCACACGAUUGAGUCAAAUUGAUUCGUAGUUUUUUCAAUGAAGAAAUAAAUGAAUAUAAUGUUUGGUUUGUAUUGAAAAAUUAUUUAUUUAGAAACACUAUUAUUGGUGCGAUUUAAAGCGUUAUUCUAUAUUCUUCGAUAGCUUGUAGAGUAACCCAGGACUGUAAAGAGGUUAUCUAGGCUAGGACAGAAAAUAAGGAAAACUUACUCACUGCUCGUAGUAACGUCCAAAGGACUCGUAAUUUCACUGUAUUUUAUUUUUAUUUUUGUUAAGUUAAGAGAUUGCAAUGCGGUUUGUUGGCGUUUUACAGCCAACUAAUAAAAAAUUUACAGAUAGCUCCUUUGCAAAAUUCUUCUUUAUGCCCAGUUUAAGCGGGCUAACACUGCUUUUUAUGCUUUUGGUCAAGAAUAAAGAAAAGCGUUCACUUUUUCAAAGCUGUGCAGGAGAGCAUAGAAGCAUAGAUGGCUAGGCCCAGGCACUAUAGAAAUUUCCAUAACUACAGCGCUUUUAUGCGAACCAGGGUUCUGGCUGAAAACCAGCGCUGUAUGUUUUUGAGUAUGUGUAAGGCAUACAGCAUUUAUGCUGAGUUUGGACUUUUUUUGGGUUGUGCCACACAAUAUGACACAGUUUAUUCCGACGCUUCUUCUGCUUGAGGUAUUUUGGCUUUAAUGCUGAAUAAUAAUAAUUGUGUUGGAGGCGCCGCGCCGGGAUAACCAAAGUCCAAACCCGUGUUUGCUGCAAAUGUUUGUUUUUCUUUUCUAAUGAAUUCAGUGAAUUCCCAGAUACUUCCGCAUCUGUUUAUUGAUCGUGUGGCGUAUUUUAAGUAAGCCGGCUCAUGAGAGACGAACGAAAGAAUGGCCUUAUUUUUAAUUAGAAGUCGCUCUUGAAAAUGCUUUUUAGUAAAACUUUUAAUAUGAAAUUACUGAUUAGAGGCAUAUACAGGAUGUUUUUUUGCUAUAGUAAAACUAAGCUAUUAGUCAGUGCUCAGUAGUGGGCUGGUGAUGAUGAUAAUGCUUGUGGUAUCGAAAGAGUAGGUAUGUUGUAAGCAAUAAAUGUCGUGAAAAGAAAGAAAACGCUACAUUUACAAUUUUCUAAGUAAUUCCAAUCUUUGCUGGAACAAAUCUCCAAAAGCUUUAAUAUUUGCUUCACUGCUCUCAAAAUAACAUCCUGUAGGUAUAUGUAAAUAUUGAUAUUUAAUACUUGCGAUGUCAUCAUAAUCUAGAUGAUUUCCUAAUCAUGUCUCGCUAAUCUUCCAUCAAAGGCAAAAUUCAAUCAGAUAAUCAUAAUUGUUUAUUUUGCUAGAAUAUGUAACAUAGGUACAUGUUAAUAACUUACAUGGGUUUUAAGGAUUAGGUAAAAUCACAUAUUCUGCCAAGCAUGGCGUGCAAAAUUAUUGAACCCAGCAUUUCAUCAUUGGUGAUCAAUCACUGAAAUUUAUAGCCUGUCUUUUUUUUUAAUUCACCAUACGCAAGCGCUUGACCACAAUCACACCUGAUGGAAAGUGAUGAUGUGGCCUAAGAUGGGAU